AUGGAUCAUGGAACCACCUUGCGACAUUUUGCCAAGACGGUGGUGAACCUUAGCAGUGGUUUACUCUUAGCUAGGCUUCGGAUUCCGAGAAGUCGGAAUGUGUCGAACUCCUUCUCAGCUUGGGAGACCCUGUCAGAGGACGAACAUCCGCUGUGCAUCGCAGUCCGACGCCCAGUGUCACCUCCACACCACUAUGAGGCGGUAAACCGUUGUGGAGGAUUUACCGCCUCAUAUUGGCGUGGAGGUGACACUGGCCUCACAGUGGAGACUCAUUACUCCAACAAAUUAGAAACAGCUAUUUCGCGUUUUAAAAACGAAAAGUUAGAAUCGCUCAGUGUUUCUAAAAUUGAAGGAGAAAAUUCUGCACGCUUGCUAAGAGAUAGUAUGCAACGUUUGGAAGAAGCAAUAGGAGCUAUUGAUGCCGCAACUUCUAAAAUCGAGCAAGUUCUUCAAGACUAUGCCGCGGAAUUUGCUGAAUUAACUCAACCUGCAGAAAAAGAUCAGGAAGAUUUUGAAGAAUACUCUGCUAAAGCAGAACUAUCGGUAACAUCGGCGUUUGAUUAUUCCUUACUUUUAAAAGCCAAAGCUUUUAAAUCGUACGGUAAAAUGUCUUGUUUAAUGUCGGGCACCAGCACAUCGCACGCACAAUCGCAAGAGUGCGCGACGGCAACACUGACUCAACCAAAACGAAUUGAACUUCCCACUCUGCCUAUACCAAUCUUUCGGGGGAACGUAUGGGAGUGGGACAACUUUUGGGAACUUUUCAAGGAAAAUGUACACUCUCAGGACUUGCCAGAACUUUUCAAAUUCGACUAUUUGCUAAAUGCCUUGAAAGAAGAAGUCCUAGAGUCAGUGAAAAAGUUCCAAAUCAAUAGAGAAAACUACAGCAAAGCUCUUGAGUUCCUUCAUCACAAGUAUGGCAGUGCAGAAGAGCUUGUUAAUCGUCUCACUAAUAAACUUGAACAUUGGGAAAAGCAAGUCUCUUCACAGACAAGUAAGAUAGAGCCAUCUUACGGAGCAAAGAAGAACAAAGAAGCGCGGCACCAAUAUAAGGAUUCUAGGCCUACUAAGAUCAUCAAGAAGGUAAAUCACAUAGGUGAGGAAGCAGUCAUUUGCGAACUCCAUUCAGUACGGAAGACAAAAGGCUCCAGCAGCACAGUCCUACCGACCGGAGAACUAACGGUAAAGAAUGCAAAAACUAAGAAUCUCAGGAAAAUUUGCGUCCUACUUGACAAUGGGGCAGAGAUUUCUUUCAUCGACAGUAGUCUCACCGACGACCUUCAUCUCCCCACUCUCGAAGAAACAAAAAUACGUCUGCACACGUUUGGAUCGGAACAAGUGCAAGAAAAAAUAUGCCGCAGGGAUCAACUAGACGUCUGGGAUGUGGAAGGACAAUCAAUGUCUCUGUCACUCCUCACACAUGAUGUCCUCACAAAAUCCUUCGAUACUCCGCCAAUACGCGAAGAGGACGUGGAGUUCAUCCGCAAGUUGAACCUUCCUAUUAAGCUCACAAGAGACAAGUCGACAAUUCAACCACUGCAAGAAGAUAUAAAGGAUACCGAGCUUUGCGAGAAGUUCUGGUCCUUAGAAACAGCUGGAACUGAAGAAUUCGACAAGUCUGAGAAAGAGGAAAAAGCUCUUGUAGACCAAAAAGUGUGGGAUAUUUUCAAAAACACCAUUGAAAAGAGAAAUGAUGGUUACUAUGUUCGGCUUCCAUGGAACGAAUUCGCGGGAGAGGACAACAGAAGUAUAGCAUUUCGUCGGCUAGCAAGUGUCUGGAACUCUUUAAGAAAAGACGACAAGCUAUUGGAACAGUACGACCAAUUGUUCCAGGAGCAGAAGCGACUUGGAACAGUACGACCAAGUGUUCCAGGAGCAGAAGCGACUUAA
Necator americanus (New World hookworm) is the source of this 1890-nucleotide messenger RNA. RefSeq lists its product as uncharacterized. NCBI's taxonomy places the organism in Eukaryota, Metazoa, Nematoda, Chromadorea, Rhabditida, Ancylostomatidae. The transcript is spliced from 3 exons. Bases 1 to 1890 code for a protein of 629 amino acids. The record is from RefSeq and is a predicted model, not a curated record.